Tilletiopsis washingtonensis is the source of this 1348-nucleotide messenger RNA. Its product is annotated as subunits of heterodimeric actin filament capping protein Capz. The record is from RefSeq and is a predicted model, not a curated record. Gene Ontology annotation, molecular function: actin filament binding. Lineage: Eukaryota; Fungi; Basidiomycota; Exobasidiomycetes; Entylomatales. The transcript is spliced from 4 exons. Gene Ontology annotation, biological process: barbed-end actin filament capping; actin cytoskeleton organization. Gene Ontology annotation, cellular component: F-actin capping protein complex; actin cortical patch. The coding region runs from base 10 to 1164 and encodes 384 amino acids.
UGCCAGCCAAUGUCGCUCGCCUCUCUGCUCCUCCAAACGCCACCGGGCCAGCUCAGCUCCGUGUACGCCGACUUGCUCUCUCUCUCUUCUCUCUCUUCCUCGCACUCCUCUCCCUCAUUCGAGGCAGCAGCACAAGCGGCGCUCCGGCAGCACGCCGAGGAGCAGCUGCUGCUCGUCGAGGCGCCCGCCGGCGACAGGGCCGUCGUGUGCAAGGAGACACGCGUGGAGGGCAACAGGUAUCGCCAUGUCAGGGGCGAGACGACGUUCGAGGUGGAUCUGAAGAGCUUGAAAACGUCGGCGCCGCGCCCGUUGCGCCCCAACGCCUGGGCCGAGCCGCUGCGCAAGGCGCUGCAUGCCCAGCUGGACGCCUACGCCCAGGACCACUUCGCCGACGGCGCCGUCGUCGUCGUGCCGCUCUCGCUGGGCAUUGGCCGUCGUCGGGCUGCUCAGCCUGCGCAGAAGAAGCAGAAGGAGAAGGAGAAGGAGGCACUUGUGGUGGUGGUGGAGACGACGGAGGAGAGCGGAGAGACGGCUGACGAGCAGAAGGAGACGCAGGAGGAGCAGACCGACGCUGCAGAGGAGAUGUGCGAGGCCGAGGCCAAGGAGGACACUCCGGCCGCCGCCGCCGCCGCCGCCGCCGAGCCGCAGGCUUCGGAGGAGGAGGAGGAGGAGGAGUCGCAGGACGACGUCGACGUCGACAGCGAGACGCAAGGCGCCACGCGCUUCGUCAUCCACGUCGUGGGCAACAAGUACAGCCUGAGCAACUUCUGGGCGGGACGUUGGCGCGCCACGUACACGUUUGACCCAGCGGCGCCGGCGCCGGCCACGCUCGAGGCCUCGCACCAGCUGCUGGUGCACUACUUCGAGAACGGCAAUGUUCAACUCUCCGUCUCUUCCUCUCGUUCCCUCUCCCUCGGCACCGGCAACGCCUCCGCCUCUUCUUCUCCCGCUUCCGAUGCCGAAAACGUCGAUGCGCUCGCAGCCCGCAUCGCCGCGGCGCUGCAAGCGGAGGAGGCGCGCUUUCACGCCAGCGUCGAGCGGCGCGUCGCCGAGCUGGGCGAAAAGGCGUUCAAGGCGCUCAGGCGCAAUCUGCCCGUGUCGAAGCAGAAGAUCAAUUGGGACAAGGUGUCCAACUACAAGCUCAGCGGCGAGCUUGCGAAGUAGGAAAGCGCGCGCCUAGCCCCCCGACGCCCGACGCGCGCGCCGCCGUCCAGCUACAGCAGCGAGCGCGCUGCGAAGAGGCGCUUCUCACUUCAGUUGAGGCGUGUGCGAGCGCGCGCGCCCGCUCCCCCCCAUCCUUCCACGUAUUCCACCCCCGCUCCGGCCCUCAUGACAUACUAUGAAACGC